CAACAACACCCACUGUACGCAGCGAGACGCCAGCAGCACAAAAUCGCAAUAAAACAAAAGUAUUAAAUCACGCCUAAAGUUAGAGUCGGGUCGACCAUGUCCAGUGCCGCGAGUCCCAGUCCUAGUCGAGUGCGUUCCUGAUCCUGCCAUGCUUCGCGCGACUUCUGGACCCGCCGCCCGGGCACUGCGCACUUCCCCCAGAAUCGGAUUCAGCCAGCGUUAAUUGUGCAGCAGCAGCGCGAGUGACUGAGUGUGCCAGUACCAAAAAGGCAGAAAAGCGAAAAGCAAAAUCCAAAUCGCGAGAGGAUGAUGAGAACGCCAGUGCGUGGAUAUAUGGAUAUAGAUAUAGAUAUAGUGCCAGGGAAAGUGCGACGAGCAGCAACACAAGUCGGGAGUGAACAAAGGCGUAAAAACACGUACAGUGCAUAGAGAUAGAGGCGUUAUCCUGCCAGAGGCGUUCGCAGCUAUUCGCCGUCCCGCUCCCUCUCCCAUUUGUGCUCCCGUGCCACGGCCUUGGGCCUGAGCUGGUGUGCGUGCGAACCGCGUGUGUGUGAGUGCGAGUGCGUGUGAGUGAGGGAUACGUGUAUAUCAGGACUUCGUGAUAUCAGGACAUCCUGAGCAAAAUGCCGCCAUCCCUGAUUGCCGUGUCCGAGUUCGUGGAGGAGACGCGCUCCGACUACAGCUCGCCCACCACCUCCACCUUCGCCUCCCGGAUGCCCGACUGCCGCCACACGAUUGGCGUUCUCGAAGAGCGAUUGGAGUUUGAUCGGGAGGGUCUAACGAAGCUUAAAAAGGCGGUCAAGGCCAUCCACAACUCGGGAAACACCCAUGUGGACAAUGAGAUGUUUAUGGUGCGGGCUUUGGAGCGGCUGGGCGGCAAGGUCAUCGAACAGGAUGAACCGGACAUUGGGGCCGCCUUCCUUAAGUUCAGCGUUGUCACCAAGGAGCUCAGUGCGCUGAUGAAGACCCUGAUGCAAAACAUCAACAACAUUGUGAUGUUUCCGGUGGACUCAAUGCUGAAGAGCGAGCUGCGGGGCGUCAAGGGCGACAUGAAGCGGCCCUUCGACAAGGCGGCCAAGGACUACGAGGCAAAGUUCAUCAAGAUCGAGAAGGAGAAGAAAGCGCAGGCCAAGGAAGCGGGCAUGGUGCGCACCGAGAUUGACGCAGCCGUGGUGGCCGAGGAAAUGGAGAAGGAGCGUCGUCUCUACCAGCUGCAGACCUGCGAGUAUCUGCUGAAGUAUAAGGACAUCAAGACCAAGACGGGAAUUGAGCUGUUGCAGCACCUUAUUGAGUAUUAUCACGCGCUGAGCAACUACUUCAAAGACGGACUGCAGACGAUCGAGCACUUCGGAACUUACAUCGGCGAUCUCAGCGAAAAACUACACGAAAUUAAGCAGAAGCAGGACGAGGAUCGUCGCAGCUUGCUGGACCUGCGAACAGUUCUGCGCAGCACCCCAGAUUUCGAGCGGGUGGACAAUGUACCGUCGUCGGAGAGCCGGAGUGGGGGAGCUGGUUACUCCCUCCACCAGUUGCAGGGCGACAAGCAUCACGGCGUCACCCGGCAGGGCCAUCUGCUCAAGAAGAGCGAGGGAAAGGUGCGGCGCGUGUGGCAGAAGCGACGUUGCCGGGUUACCAGCGAUGGCUUUCUCGACAUAUUCCACGCGGACGAGUCCAAGCCGCCAACGCGCGUCAAUCUGCUCACCUGCCAGAUCAAGCCGGUGCCGGAUGACAAGCGAGGAUUUGAUCUAAUUAGCUACAAUCGUCCGUAUCACUUUCAGGCGGAGGAUGAAGGCGACCAGAAGGCCUGGAUGGCCGUGCUGGUGAACUGCAAAGAGAAGGCGCUGACCAAGGCCUUCCAGCACGCCAAUCCGCAGAUGAGUCCCAGUCUGGUGGAGCUGCAGAAGACUGUGAUCCGCUACGUGCAGCUACUGCCAGGAAACGAUCGGUGCUGCGACUGCGGAUCGCGGAACGAUGUGACCUGGAUAAGCCUUAAUUUUGGAAUCCUGGUGUGCAUCCAGUGCUCUGGUGUGCAUCGCGACCUGGGCGUGCACCACUCGCGCAUACAGAGCCUUACGCUGGACAACCUGACCACGGCCAACCUGCUAAUUGCUCGUGCCAUGGGCAACAGCACGCUGAACGACAUAAUGGAGGCGAAACUAGGAAGGGGCAAGCUGCAGCACGAAAGCAGCAUGGAGGAACGCUACGACUUUAUCCGCGCCAAGUAUGUGGCCAAGCGCUAUGUGAUGCGCACUUGCUCGGAUGACAACGACUUGCGGUGCGACCUAGAGCAGGCAGUGGUCAAUGCGGACAUGAGUCAGCUGCUCCAGGUGUGGGCGGAAGGAGCGGAUCUCACUUGCUGUCUGCCUAGCUCGGAUGCUGGCGAAACGGCCCUCCAUCUGGCCGUGCUCCGCGAGAUGGGAUCCACCCUGCACAUAGUCGACUUUCUCAUCCAAAAUAUGCCGCCCAAGGGUCUCAACAAGGCCACCAAUCCAGCCGGCAUCCUGGACGUGACGGGAAAGAACACGGCGUUGCAUCUGUGUGCUCUACAUGAUCGCAGGGAGUGUAUGAAGCUACUGCUCCGUUCCGGAGCAGACUACGAGCUCAAAAACUCUCAAAACAAGACAGCGCUGGAUAUUGCCAAAGAGAUGGGACACAAUAGCUGCAGAGAGCUUAUUGAAUGUGCCAUUAAGCGGGAGAAGAGCGCCUUCGACCACAUCAACACUGAUUGGAAUCUGCCCAACGAGGAUGGAUCCACGGACUUCAGUGACGAUGAGACGGUCAUCGAUGAGCGCAAAUCCCGUUCGCGUCCCCCCAGUUUUGCUGGCGGGGACUCGCCCAUUCUGCGCUCACGUUCCUCAACUUGCGACUCCAUACAGUCCAGUUCUAGUCCAAUCGCCAACUGUCCGAGCCGCCAGUUCACUCUGCCCUCCGGUCUGCCCAGCUAUACACAUUCUGCGGGCACUUCGCCCAAGCAGCACAUCAGCGUCGGGCAGUAUCUGGGGAGUGCUUCCAAUGUGGGAGGCGGUGGGGCUGGUAACGGCGGCUCCAGUCCCAGUUCCGCCUCCAGCCAGAGCGUCCGCGCGGCGAGAAACAGCCUGAACAUGCAAAGCGAUCUCGGGGGCCAUGUGGCAGGAGCACGAAAGUCCACGUCCACGGCCAACAUGAACUCGCUGAAGAAGCGUACGGCUCCGGCACCGCCGCCCGGAACACUGGGCAGCGCAUCGUCCAGCUCCUUCUAUGGCACACUGCCUCAUCCGCCGCGGCACUCGCAAAACUUCGAUGCCAACGAUAUUCGGGCCAUUAAUCACAAGAACCAGUCGCUGGAUGUGGCGUACGGCACGUUGCCGCACCUCCGAAGCGUGGAGAGCAGCCCUCGGGGCGGAGGAGGAUACGGGUAUGGAGUAUCCCAGGAUCCGGGAGGAUCGGGCAACGGAAGCAACAACAGUCUCAUGCCCGCCAUGACUACCUUUGGCCAUAAGCGUUCGCCCAGCGGUGAAUCGCUGAACAGAAACAUCCAUUUAGCAGGCGCCAAGCUGGUCCUUCCGCCCACCGGGGAGUUGCCGACGCUGAAGCAUGUAGACAAAUCGGCGCUGACACGGCCAAAGAUUCCUCCACCAGGGCCUCCACCAGAGCGUGAGAUUUCAAACGGCCAGUCGAACGAGAGCAUCAGUUCAAUGGACGAGGGUCCAGUGGCGCCUCCUCGCAAGCGCAAGCAACAUAUCAUCGCACUGAGAUGCCAGUCCAGCGAGGAGACGUUGAUUAAUCAGUCGGCCAAUUUCACUGACUAUGAGUCCUGGCACACUGACAUGGACAGCUCUGGCGGCGGCCUGGAUCAUUCCGCAGAGUCAAAUGUGUCCUCGAGCGACAACGAUCGACUUAACUCAUCGCCAGACAAUCCAUCAAAAACCGGCGGACCAGGACCAGGCGGGAAGUUCCACUAUAACGGUCAGAGGCGGUGUCGGGCUCUCUAUGACUGCGUUGCGGAUAAUGAUGAUGAGCUGGAGUUCAAGGAGGGCGAGAUCCUGAUCGUGCUAAACGAGCGCACCGACGACGAGAACUGGAUGGAGGGCAUCAUCGAGGGACAGCCGGCCAGGAAGGGCAUGUUCCCCGUCAGCUUCGUUCAUAUGCUGCCUGAUUAAGCAAUCCAUUGUUUGUGCUAAGUGUGUGGCUGCGCGUGAUUGUAUAUAGAUAUAUAUAUAGAUGUGUGUGUAUGCGUCUUUUAAACUCUAAUGAUACAUAAGACAAGUUUUUAUUUAUUACAAGCAUUUUAUCACAAAGCGUGCGCCUAUUUAUUUGCCUAAGACUAAACAUGUAAACGUCUCAAGUGAGCGACCCUUAGCUUAGAAGCCAACUACUCAUUUACACCUAUAUUUCAAUCAGAGCCUUUAAGUAGAGAUCUUGCUGUGCAUUUCCGAAGGCUUCCACCCCAAAGUUUGCGCUUUGAUAACUGAUAACUGUCCUGCAAAUGCUGUAAUUCGUAGCGUACUCAAAUCUAACUUUAUCUUUGCCUCAAAAGCUGUGCGCAAAAGUUACUCAAUGUCAGAAGAAUUGUCAGGAGAUGAAACACUGUAUUGUAUGCUUAUACUUUAUGCUGCCAUAAACAGAUACUAACUAUACCCACCCGACCUGGUCGGGAUCUUGGCUUACACUCGUACUCAAGUAUUCUAAAUCUGUUGUUGAUGGUUUGACGAAGAGUUUAUAAAACAACGUUGAAAAAAAAAA
Drosophila suzukii is the source of this 4722-nucleotide messenger RNA. RefSeq names its product ArfGAP domain of ASAP (gene Asap). Gene Ontology annotation, biological process: positive regulation of GTPase activity. Gene Ontology annotation, molecular function: GTPase activator activity; protein binding. The record is from RefSeq and is a predicted model, not a curated record. Gene Ontology annotation, cellular component: cytoplasm. Lineage: Eukaryota; Metazoa; Arthropoda; Insecta; Diptera; Drosophilidae.